This is a messenger RNA of Procambarus clarkii (red swamp crayfish), 1501 nucleotides long. Lineage: Eukaryota; Metazoa; Arthropoda; Malacostraca; Decapoda; Cambaridae. The record is from RefSeq and is a predicted model, not a curated record.
AUGCAUCUAUCACCAUUCUCAUCAAGGUGGUGUUUACCCUUGAAAGUUGUGGUUGUGGUGGUGGCGGUGGUGGUAGUGGAGGUGCUGGCGGCGGUGUUGGCGGUGCUACCAUCCACGGCAGAGCCCUCCAGGGGCCGCGACGCUCAGUACUACUUCACCAGGUGGUGGUCAAGGAGCGCACCUCAUGCCAAGUUUCUGGCUCCCACGGAGGAGGUGACGCAAGAGGACCAGACGCCCCAGAUACCAGCUCCUACGGCGGUAUCUAUGGCCACCUCCUCCCCGUACUACUUCCCCUCCUCCUUCUCCGAUCUGCCACUCCAUGAGGCAGAAAGCAAACUGGUGGCAGUCACGGCCGAGGCAGACACACAGAUUCUGCCCCCAGAGUUCUCUGCCAACGCCACCCUCCAGAGGGACCCAAGAUUCUUCCAGAUCGGGCUGACGCCGGUGUUCUCACUCUUCAACAUCGGGCUGGUGAGCGGCGCCGCCUGCACCGCCUCCUCCGGGGACAACGGCACCUGCUACUCCUCCAAAGAGUGCACGAGGCUGGGCGGCUCCUCCUCCGGCAGCUGCUCCACCGGCUCCGGGACCUGCUGUCUCUUUCAGAAGACGUGCGGGGGCGUGACCUCCCAGAACUGCACAUACUUCGUCAAUUCUAACUACCCUAAAUCCUUCAAUGACGUCGGGUCCUGUCAGCUGACCAUCAACAAGGUUAAUAGCAACAUUUGUCAACUUAGGCUGGACUUCGACAACUUCAUGCUGCUUCAGCCGGAGUCUGUGGACCACCAGUGCGUCAACGACAGGUUCACGGUGUCGGGAGGCACGCCCGUCCCCACCAUCUGCGGCACCAACUCGGGUAACCACAUGUAUGUUGACCUCGGCCCAGGAGCCACCACCCCCACCGUCAUGACCUUCAUCACCAUGGGCCCCUCCUUUGACCGCAAGUGGAAGGUCAAAGUCUCCCAGAUUCCCUGCAACACCGACUACACAGCUCCGACGAGCUGUCUCCAGUACCUGCAGGGAGUCACGGGACAGAUCAAGUCAUUUAACUUCGACUUGGCGACAGGUCUCCAGCUCUCGAACCAAGACUACACCAUAUGCAUCAGGCCAGAGAAGAACUUCUGCGGCAUCCAGUACAUGGCUUGUGAUGACACAGUCAACACCAACCCGCAGUCAUUCACCAUCACGGGAAGUACGGCGUCACCCGUGGGCAGCGUAGUGGGCGCCACGGACUGCAACAAGGACUGGCUCACCAUCCCCUGUGUGUCGGACAACUCCAGGAACCCGACUACCAACUGUCAGGACCGGCUCUGUGGCGACAAUCUCAACGUCGUCGCUUCGACCACCGGCGGCAACGUCAGGGUUUUCAGUUACGUGAAGCCGUUCUUCCUGGUGUACCACACAGACAACACUGAGGGCAGCGCCAGCCCCGCUGAGCUCAACAAUCGUGGCUUCUGUCUCAACUACGUCCAACAGCCCUGUGUCUAGUUCCCACUCACAGACA